AUGAAGCCGAAAAAGUUAGGGAAAAAUGGAAGCAAGAAGGAGAACCGGAGAUUCAUGCCUACGUGUUUCGGUUUCGCUUUUUGCGACGCAAUGUCUUCUGCUUUCGAAGGAGUUGGAAACGAAAAGAAGUUGGAGAAUUCAACGAAGACAGAUCAACCCAUUUGCAAGAACAACAAGAAUAAUGAUGGCAAUAAGCCAUCAACAACGACAAUGUCAAGGGGUAAUAAUAACGAGCAGCAACGUGAGGACCCAGUAUCUAAAGCCAGAUAUUCUUCUUUUCAGCAUUGGCAAGAUUCCGAAGAAAAAACGCCGAAAGGAAGGAUUUUCUCUGUUUCUUUCUUGGACUACUCCAAUCUCUGUAAAGUCAAAACCAUCUGGAAGAUAAAGAAGGAAAUGAAACCCAGUCCAUGGAUCACAACAAAAGAAAGAGAAUAA
Dovyalis caffra is the source of this 435-nucleotide messenger RNA. Lineage: Eukaryota; Viridiplantae; Streptophyta; Magnoliopsida; Malpighiales; Salicaceae. The record is from the annotation of a GenBank genome assembly.